This is a messenger RNA of Eucalyptus grandis, 716 nucleotides long. RefSeq lists its product as hypothetical. NCBI's taxonomy places the organism in Eukaryota, Viridiplantae, Streptophyta, Magnoliopsida, Myrtales, Myrtaceae. The record is from RefSeq and is a predicted model, not a curated record. The transcript is spliced from 3 exons. The coding region runs from base 138 to 413 and encodes 91 amino acids.
CUCAGGCCCAAGUAGAAAGCCCCCAUCUCGUGUUCUCCUCAUAAAGAGGAACAGCCUUGAAUUUGCUGGGAAGGGCGAAAAUUACAUUGGCUGUCGUCGUCUGACUGAGCUUCAAUCCUCGAGCUGAGAAAGGGAGAAUGAAGUUCAUCAUGGAGUUCGCGGAGAACUUGAUUCUGAGGUUGAUGGAGGACCCGAAGGAGAGAGACAAGAAGUUCAGGGAGCACGUGUACGCGAUGAAGGACAGGUGCGGCAAGACCAAGGAGAUGUGGAGCUACCCGCUUCGUCCUUACGGGUUCUGGACGUUCGAGCGGCACAAUGUGCAGCUCGGUUGGGAUGCCCAGAUCAGCCAGGUGCCGGGGCGUAGGGAUCCGUACGACGAUCUCCUCCAGCAGAACUACGAGCCACCCAAGUGAAUUGCAGGUGACUGGGGAGUUGUCAGCUGAAUGGUUCAGACUCUCCCUAUUGAGAAGAGUAUGAAGCAUGCUCGCACUUUACUUGUUUGGCUUUUUGUGAUAUACAUGUAGACGGUUGUACUUAUCAGAGGUUUUGGAUGGUUUCAAAUAAGUGUCACCAAGAUUGGACCUCGUGGACCAUACCUCUGGCUCUUCUUUUGGAUGUUCGUACAUUUUGGAGUGAUCAUCUCACUGUUAUUCCUUUUCAAGGAUGAACUUAAUGUUUGUUGCCUUCUUUCAAUCAAGUACCUCAGCUUUCAUAUU